AAAGUGACUAAUAAAUAUUUCUUUUUAAAUAUUAAAAGGGUUUUCAUUAAGGGUUUUUAAUGCAAUAGCCAUGAAAUUCCACUUGCAAAAGGUUUUUUAAAUAGUCCUGAAAAUAUAGGAAUGUUGGCUUGGUUCUCUCUACUCCAAAAAUGUGUUUGGUAUCAAGUGUUUGUCUAAUGAGUAUUUUGAGAAUGGCAACUAAGCAUCUUGUUAUACAGCGAAAGUGUCAAUUAAGAUUUCUUGAGUAAUAAACGUGUAAAUAAGGCUGUAUUACUGGCCAUAAACCAUGGUGGAUUUGAUUUUUUAAAUCAUAAUUUAAAUCACUAGUCAUGAAGACUCAAUGUAAUCAUGGUUUUCUAGAUAAAAGUGCAUUCCUGUUGGUUGUUAUAGCCUUAAUACAUAUUCUUCACAACUCAGAGUUAGAUCCAAUGGUGCGUUAUAAUUUGUUCUGCUUGUGCAGAUACUCUUUAUAUUUCAGAUCCCUGAUGUAAAAUAGCCAAACUGCAUGUUUGAACCUGGGCCUGUGUGAUUUCAGUCAGUUGGAUAAUUUGGUUAUUUUUCUUCAUUAGUUUGUACAGACUUGUCCAAUUGACCCACAAAGAAAAGUUAAAGUUUAGAAUAUUACUGGUAUCCAGUGUGUUAGUUCUUUUAUCCUCAUGAGUUGGGAAGUAAUAGGUUAAGGUAGGAGUUUUUAACAUAGUUAUAUUACACAUACACUGCUCUACUGGUGGUUCUUGGCACAAAAUCUCCUCUAAUCCAAUGGCAUUGUAGCAAGGUUGAGACUCACCAGCAUAGCGCCUCCUCCUGGUCAUGUAGGGAAUUAGCUCUCCAAUGUACAGAGUGCCUCCUACUGGCCAGUGUACAGGGCCAGAGCUGGUGCAACCACUAGGUGAACUAGGCAGUUGCCUAGGGCGCCAAGUGGUUGGGAGCGCUAAAAAGCGGUGCCCUGGCUCGGAAGGGAGGAGCCGCCUUCCGGAGGCACCGGAGAGCCAGAGCGUCGGCUUGCAGGGGCAGCGAGCCGCAGCCAUGGAGGAGCCGGCGCAGCGCGAGGGGGGAGGGGGGUAACAGCCCUUCAAAGGCGGCGGUGGCGCAUGGGGCCCCGAGCCUGCUCCAGGAGGGGCAGCGGUGGCUCACACUCCUGGGAGCUGCAGAGCCAGAGCAGGGCGAGGGGGGAAGCCGGGGGAUGCACGGGGGCCGCCGCCCGCAUGCAUCCCCUGUCUGGGAACUGGUCCUGCUUUAAGCAGGGGGUUGGACUAGAUAACCUCCUGAGGUCCCUUCCAACCCUGAUGUUCUAUGAUCUUGCCUUUAGUAAGGCUUUUGAUACUGUCUCCCAUGACCUUCUCAUACACAAACUAUGGAAAUGAAACCUAGAUGAACAUAACAAUAAAUACGAUGGGCAUAAUGAGUGGGGUUCUCCAGGGAUCAGUUGUGGAUAUGUUUCUAUUCAAAAUCUUAAUGACUGAGAUAAUGGCAUAGAGAGCACUUAUAAAGUUUGUGAAAAUUUAAGGUCUAGAAAACAUGACCUAUGAGGGAACAUUGAAAUAUGAUAACAGUUUUCAAGCAUGUACAAAUAAAGUAGCAUCUUUUUACAAAAGCAGUUUCUUACAAUCUAUACGUAUCACUAACUGCUACAGAGAGCACGUUUCUACACGUAGCAAUUUCACAUACACUGUCGUGCAAGAAACUGCUAGCUGUAGGCAUUUGCUACAUCAGGUAGCAGUUUAAUACAAUAGCAGUUUCUUCCAAUCUAUACGUAUCGGUAAGUGCUCCCGGUAGCACAUUCCUACGCGGAGCAGUCUCCGAAACACAGCUCCCAGCUCGGCCCGGCUGAACCCCGGAAGGCAGCGGCCAGGAGGCCGGUGUGACGACACCCCGGGCCAGGGCGGAGCAUAAGACCGGGUUCCCGGCUCGCUCUCUGUCACGGUGCAAGCCCCAGCCCGCUGCAGAGCCCGGUCCGGAGUCUCCGUUUCCCCUGCCCAGGUGUCUGUGCAGAACCGCUGCCGCCGGUCUCCCCAUGGCGAGUUUCUUCCGCGGCCCCCUCCCGGGGCGCCCCUCGCUGCCGCUGUUCCUGCUGCUGCUCCGCGUCUCCCUCGCGCAGGAGAGGGCGGCGGCCACGUCCCUGCUGAGCGGCUAUUUCGGGACCAAGUCCCGGUACGAGGAGGUGAAUCAGCACCUGCUGCAGGACCCGCUCUCCCUGGGGCCCCCGGACCCGGGGUACCUGCUGCCCUCCGCCGCCUGCGCCCCGCUGCAGCUCCGCGCCCUCAUCCGCCACGGCACACGCUUCCCCACCGAGAAGCAGAUCCGCAAGCUGGGCCAGCUGCACCGCCUGCUCCGCAGCCAGGAGCGGCCCUGCCCCGCCGCGCAGCAGUUCGCCCGCUGGGACAUGUGGUACCACCCAGACAUGGACGGGAAGCUGGCGCCCAAGGGCCGCCUCGACAUGGAGCAGCUGGCCCAGCGUCUGGCCGCCCGCUUCCCCGGCCUGUUCUCCCCGCAGCGCCGCUUCGCCUUCGCCAGCAGCUCCAAGCACCGGUGCGUGGAGAGCAGCGCCGCCUUCCGCAAGGGGCUGCAGCUGGCCCUGCACCGGCAGCUCCCGGCCAGAGGUAACGAAGCGGGAAAGGCUGGCCUGGGUGCCCCGGCACACUCGGGGGGGAAUAAAGUGGGGCCCUGGCCUGGGGGCCUUUGGGCCCCAGCACACACUACUGGCUCAGAUAUCGAGAAUGAAGAGACUGAGAUUAAUGACAAAUUAAUGAGGUUCUUUGAUCAUUGUGAGAAGUUUGUAACCUGUGUAGAAGAGAACGCUACAGCUAUGUACGAAGUGGAUGCCUUCAAACAGGGUCCUGAGAUGAAAAGGGUUUUGGAAAAAAUUGCAGCUACCUUGUGUGUACCAGUGCGUGAUUUAAAUGCAGAUUUGGUCCAAGUUGCUUUUUUUACCUGUUCGUUCGAGUUAGCUAUUAAAAAUGUGAAUUCUCCUUGGUGCUCACUCUUCAAUGAAGAGGAUGCUAAGGUACUGGAAUACCUGAAUGACCUAAAGCAGUACUGGAAGAGAGGAUAUGGGUAUGAUAUCAACAGUCGUUCCAGCUGUAUUUUAUUUCAAGAUAUCUUCAAACACUUGGACAAAGCCAUUGCGGAGAGUAAAAGUUCCAUGCCCAUUUCUUCACCUGUAAUCCUGCAAUUUGGACAUGCAGAGACCCUUCAGCCACUGCUUGCUCUAAUGGGUUUCUUCAAGGAUGAGGAGCCCCUUGCUGCUAACAAUUACAAAAAACAAAUGCAUCGGAAGUUUCGUAGUGGUCGCAUUGUGCCUUAUGCCUCAAACCUGAUAUUUGUGCUUUAUCACUGUGACCAAGCUAAGACCCCUGAGGAGGAGUACCAAGUACAGAUACUGUUGAAUGAAAAGCUGCUGCCAUUUCCUCACUCGGAGGAAACUGUCUCUCUGUACACAGAUCUGAAGAACCAUUAUAAGGACAUCCUUCAAAACUGCCACUUCAGUGAAGAAUGUGAAUUAUCAAAAACUAAUAAUACUUCCACUGAUGAACUUUGAGGGAGAAGAAUAGAACAAAUAUCAUGGAAAUUGAUUUCUGGUAUGCAGUUUGGUAUGUGUGGUGAACAAGUGUUUCUCAUCAGUGUUGGUUUUUUAUUUCCUGCUCAUAUAUUCACAUUCUCAUCUUGCAUCUCCAAACUAAUAAUAAAUGCUUAUUCCUAUGUCUUAAUUCAGGAAUUUCUUAAAAGUCUAAGUAUAUAUUGUCUCUAUUGCAUGAGCACAAUUUUGAAAAUCAUUUCUUUAAUUAACCUGACUAUUGGGAUAAGCAUUUGUUACAAAUAUGAAGAUGCAAGGUAAAGUAUAUUUAUACAUUUAUAUGCAUUAAUAUAUAAUUAUUUAUAUUAUUCCUGGUUUUUGAGCUUGCACAGUAGAUAAGUUUAGAGGACCAGGACACUUUAGCUUACCAGAAUGGCACUUAGUGGGACUGAUGGCAUUUCCCUCUCAUCUGUCUCCCUCGCUCUAUCCUUUCUUCUGUUUCUUAGUGUUUCUCUGAUGUCACAGGCAUAAAAUGACCCUCUCCUAUUUGCUUAUUUUUACAGCUAGAUGUUGGCUGCCCUUUCAAGGUUCAAUAAGGAAAGGGUGCAAAGUGCUUUCUCCCCAACCACUGUCUGGGCAGGAGUCAGCCAUGAUUCUAAUUCCUGCACUCUUCUGAGCAUAGCAACUUCCUUGGAUAGUGCCCCCAUGGGUAUUGUCCAACCAAAAAGACGCAGGGGGUUGAAUUUCCAUGGCAUAAAGCCUUCUUCAGCCUAUCUGCCAGAGCUAAUUGGUCACUGAGGGAAGCAUGUCCUGAAUUUUCUGAAGCCGUGCAGUGGCCAUUGCUCUGGAAGAUGUACCAAUCCUCUGCCAGCCUUAUAGGUCUCCUUCAAUUUCAUACUGUUUUUGUUUAACAGUUCAGGUUAAGGCAUACAAAUAUUGCAUGUUUGGCCCCAUUCAGACUGGAUUUCCUCAUCCUCUGACAAGUGGUGGUGAUGAUAUAGUAUAAUAACUAUCAGGCAGAGAUUUUUACUAUUAUUCUGGAGCCAAGUGCUAUCAAUGCUACCCAAAAGCUUGGGCUUUUUUGGGUAUGUCUACUUUGCAGCUGGGAGUGUCCUUCCCUACUCGGGUCGACAGACGUACGCUAGUUACACUUGAGCUAGUGUGCUAAACAGUGGUGUAGCCAAGAGUAGCUUGGGUGGCAGCUCUGGCUAACCACCUGAGUACUAACCCACUGGACAUCCUGGAUUCAUACACGUUUGGCUAGCCCAAGCUACCACCUGUGCUGCCUUCAGCUACACUGAUGUUUUUUUCCGUGCAGCUCGAGCAGAGCUGACAUGGUCUGUCUACCUGAGCUGGGAAGCACACUCCCAAGUGGAGUGGAGAUGUACCCCCUGCCUAUGUGCCAGCCAAUCCUUGAAACAGGACUUUUAUUCUAAAAGAAUGGACUACUUGUUCCCUGAGUGUAGUAUUGCUAAUUUUUAAAGGAGAUUGUACCUGUAUUGAAGUAGGAUUAUUUGCCUCUGAAAAAUGUAAUAAAUGCAGAUAAUUACAAAGAGUAAAUGUCUGAAAUAGAAUACAGAUAAUGAAAACAGUCAAAUAGAAACCAUUAUCAUGGUUGUCUCAUUAGGCAGAUCAUAUUGAGAAAUGUCAAGAUCUAUUAGAAACCAAUGAAACUCAAGCAGUUGCAAAGUUAUAAGAAAUAAAAUUCUAAGUGCCUAAAUACCACUGUUUCACAUAGGUGCUCUUGAAGAUUUUGCUCGUGUGGUCUGUUGUUCGCAAGUCAUAUUGGUUAAUUGAAUGAGUAGGAUCAAAUCAGAUGAUAAAAUAACUUUUUGGAAAAUAAAAUUUGAACUCAAAAUAACGUUGACAUUAUUUGAUUUUAAUACUUUUUAAUGGAACCAUACCUAUAUUUUUAUCGUUUCAAUCUGUUUUACAAGCCUUAGCAUUAUGCUGGGCAGUACAAUAGUGUAUUAUAAAUAUGACAGUCUCAAUGAAGGGAUAAUGGUUUAUCACUAAAUGGAAUUGCUAAAACGGUAGGUAUUUCUAAACAUUUGGAAAAGUCUUCAAUACAUUCUUAGUGAAAUAUUAGUACCUUAGUAAAGCUAAAUCACGGCAGUUAUCUUUUAAGUGAAUCAAGUACUGAUAGGAUGGAUAAGGAACGGCAUUCAUACUGAAGCAAAUGUGGCAAAGAAAUGAACUCUGUCAGUAUUUGUAUGAACUUUUCUGUUUUAUGUCCAUCUUCGUCUCAGCUUUUUCUCUUGCUUGGUCCUAUAUUGAAGCUAUAGUAGUAUAUGACUUCAGUUUAUUGUCAUAAUCCUUUUCAUAAUACUCGUUAUUAUGGGCUUUACUGCAGGAGCAAGUGGGGAGAAAAGCUAUGAAGAAUUAAACUUUUUCUAAACACACCUAGUUUAAAUACAAAGUAACCAUAAGGAAUCGUGAAAAGCCACCCUGAAACAAAUAAUCUUCUAUUUCCAGGAAUGAGUCACCUUGUUUUAAUGAGAAUAUGUUCUGGUUUUGAACCUUAUGGGGUGAAAUGUUGGCCCCACUGAAGUCAGUGGAAGUUUUUUCCACUUCUAGGAGCCAGGAUUUCACCCAUGAAGUUUAUUAAAAGGGCUAAGAUGACAAAACUGGAGUCUGUACACAAACCCAUUGGACAUAAGCCUCCUAUAACUAAAGCAGCUACCUUUCUCAUUCACUUAAUUUUGCUCCAAGAUGGAGGUACUAUUGAGUAGUCCCAUCCACUGUAGUGCAUGGAGGUUUUUUGGGGUUUUUUGGCAUGCAUAAGGGGAAGCAGAGAUGGGUUCUGUUUUUCAGCUGAGGACAAUUCAGUAGUGUCUGCCAGUGAGUCAAUGUGCUGGGUGGAAAAUCAGUUUGAAUAAUUGAAAUUGUGCAAGUUUGGUUCUGCUGUAUUACGUGUAAGGUGUUUUGGAAAACUGUAGCUUGAGUUACUCGUUUGGCAUAAUCAAAUGUAUAUUUUUGGAGCUGAUUAUUUCAGAUAGUGGAUUUAAUUUAGCAAAUUCUAGUAAAAGGUUACAGAUGCAAAUGCAUAUUUUGAAAAUGUACUACACGAACAUUGUAACUGCUCCUUAAGAUUUUAACUUGGAUUGGGUUAUUUUGGUGUAACCUAGUAAUUUUAAAAUAAACUUGUUGUAUAUUAAAUGAAAAAGGAAACUAAGAAAGAUGGUAAGUGUGCUCCAUUACACAGUUGGGCACUAGUCCUGCUCUCAGCAAUGCAAAGGUAGACUGCUUUGCCUUGUUGCAAUUACAUGAUUGGAACCUUAAUCCUGCAGUAUUCACUAUGACUUGAAUAAUCUUUUCCCUUUGGCAAGCUUUCUAAGUUAUGCAUUUGAGACCUUACUUGUGCUGAUGCAAGGUACUCCUUGUUUCUGGAGAGGUAUGAGCAAAACUAAUUUGUUACUUUGCCAAGAUUUUACUAUUAAAAAAAAAAAUAACACUGUAGAUAUGUUUUACUUAUCAGAUGAAGCCUCGGUUUGCAAUCAUUCUGCAAUCAAAAACACUCUGAUUACAACAUUGGAUGUAUUAUAUUUAAUGCUACUAUUGAAUACUUGAAACAGUCUUUGCUCUAGCUUCAAACUAUUCUUAGUAAUCUUUCUGGCAUCUUUUAGCUGACCACCUCUUAAUUUUUCAUGAUAAACAGUGAAUCUCAACACUGUAAUUCUGGCUAGCAUAAAGUUGUCCAAUAUUUUUUGCUGUAUGUGGUAUGUAUUUGCCGUGGUACUGUAAGUGCUUGGAUGAAAAUAAUUGGCUUUUUGGCCAAAUCUUUUAGUACUAUGAAGUAUGAAAAGUCUCACCCUAUUUGAUAAAUAGAGAUCUAUCUCAGUAGCUCUGUCAGCAACAUUAACUACACGAAGGUCUCUGGCAACUACUGCAAUCUCCCGCAAAUACAGUUAGUAACUACUUUAUUUGAAAUUUUAUAUUUGCAUAAUCACCUUGAUUUCUUUCUCUGGUUAAUGUAAGCCUUGAAGUGGGGGUUGAUGUAGAUUACCUACAUAUUAACCAAUAACUUUAUUUUUCAAUUUGUAUUUUGAAGUGCAUUGUAUUUACUGAUCUUUAUGGGGGUCUUAUUUGAAAUGAUAAUAGUAUUCCAAUUUAAACUUCUAACAGACUAUAUUAAUAUUUCUGAUAUAUAACUUAAAGGAGUGAAAUGCAAUUUAAAGAAUUAGAAUAACUAACUAUCGUGACUAGGGCCUUUCCAAAUUCACAGUCCAUUCUGGUCAAUUUCACAGCCAUAGGAUUUGAAAAUUAAUCACUUCCAUGUUUUCAGAGGUUUACAUCUGAAAUUUCAUGGUGUUGUAACUGAGGUUGUGGAGGGGGUCACAAAGCUGUUGUGGGGGGUCAUGGGAUUGCCACCCUCACUUCUGGGCUCUUAAGGCAACACCCCCGGAGCUUCCUGCAGCUGCAGGAGGUUCCUAGAGGUGGAGAUGGGUCUGAUCUCCCCCGUGCUGCUGGGAGUGCCCUAGCCGGGGGCUCCUAGCUGCUAGUUCUGGCCAGGUUGGGGAGGGACAGGACUUGCUCUUCCCCAGCACAGCCACUCUCUGGGCAGAUCAGACCUGCUUCCAGGUAUCUCCCGUGGCUGCAGGAAGCUCCAGGACUGGGCAGCAGCCCCGGAGCUUCCUGUAGCCACAGGAGGAUGCUGGAGGUUGAGGUGGAUUCCUCCCCUGUGCUGCAGGGUGCUCCCAGCAGCACAGGGUAGGUAUCUGGAAUUGGGUCUGAUUUCCCCCCUCCCCCCCAUGAGUGCAGCCCUGCAGGGGAAGAGCAAGUCUUGUCCCUCCCCAACCUGGCCAGAACUAGCAGCUAGGAGCCCCCGGCUGGAGUGCUCUCAGCAGCACAGGGGAGAUCAGCCCCAACUCCAUCAACUUCCUACAGCUGCCCAGUCCUGGCGCUUCCUGCAGCUGGGGUAGGUACCCAGAUGUGGGUCUCACUCCCCUCUUCCCCCCCUCCCUUCUCACCCCCCCCCCCACACACACACUUUCCCCAAGUGGCUGUGUAGGGGAAGAGCAAGUCCUGUUCCUCCCCAGCCUGGCCAAGACUAGCAGCUGGAGCCGGAGGCCUGGUAGGAGCCCCGGGCUUGGGAACUCCCAGCUAUUCCCUUCCCCUCCAAUAGCUAGAUUUCAGAGGAGAGGACUGAUUACACAGUCCGUGACAUGUUAUUCACAGUGUGAAUUUGGUAGGUCCCUAAUCGUGACAGGAGCCAGUCUCUUAAAAUAAUUGCAAUAAUGUCUUAAGGAAAAAUGAGUCGUUUUCUUGCUCUUGUCUUUUGUAUCCCCAGAAAUUUGAUGCUUAAACAUCUGUUUUUUGUAUAGCUCCUAGCACAGUGGAGUCCUGCUCCAUGAUUAAGGCUCCUAGGCACUAUGGAAAUAUAAAUAAUAUUGUGAGAAAUAUUUUUCUUCAGUAGACUUAAAUCCUGAACAUGUGUAUUGUCUCACUGUAAAUAAACAUGCUAUUUCUAUUCCAUUCAAGUUUAUUUUCCUUGUGUUUUCAUCAGUGUAGCAGCUCUUGUGCAUCAACUCAACGAUGAUUACAUAGCAACGUUCAAUAAGUUCAUAUUUUUAUUUCCUGUUUAAAGAGUGCUAUUUUUCAUAUGAUGAUUUUUAAUCUGUAUUAAACCACAAUUGCUGAGAAUUUUA
Molecule: messenger RNA, 9162 nt
Organism: Malaclemys terrapin pileata
Lineage: Eukaryota; Metazoa; Chordata; Testudines; Emydidae
Gene: MINPP1
Product: multiple inositol-polyphosphate phosphatase 1
Exons: 5
Coding region: 2015-3538 (507 amino acids)
Molecular function (GO): inositol phosphate phosphatase activity; acid phosphatase activity
Source: RefSeq, a predicted model, not a curated record